Symbiodinium necroappetens is the source of this 5631-nucleotide messenger RNA. The record is from the annotation of a GenBank genome assembly. Lineage: Eukaryota; Dinophyceae; Suessiales; Symbiodiniaceae.
AUGGCGGCCAGCACUUCCCAGGGAGGCACUGGCCGAGAUGACAAACACUUUGUCCCUGCGUGGGACGGCAAGCCAGAGACGUUUGGUCAUUUUGUCACCGAGGUGAAAUGGACCUUGAGCAGCUCGAAGCGGGAGGAUAGGACCCUACUGGCGGCCCGGAUUAUCCGGAAGGCCCUCCAAUCCGAGCAUAAGACGUUGGUCCAGUUGAUGUACAAGUUGGAGCCCGAGAAUUUCAAGACAGAGGCCUCGGUGAAUGACUUGGUGAAGUUUCUGGAAGAGAGCCCACUGAACCGGCAGCCGCUGCCGGAUGCGGGAGCGAAGAUAGACAAGAUUCACGAUGACAUGUUGCGAGCCCUACAACGACUUCUACGAGAACGUGAACUUACCUUCGCCGACUAUGACACCACAGUGGAAGAACUCAAGGAGUUCUGUGGCAUGGCCGCGGACGAGUCUAUGUACUACGGCCCGCCUGAGGGCACGGAUGCCGAUGAGGAUGGCGGCGGGGCCGAGGGCUUUGAAGAAGGCCCUGAGGAGGACGAUGAGCGAGACUCCUUUCGAGAAGGGAGCCGCCGGGGAAGAUCAACGAGAUCGUCUUCGAGAUCCUCGGCUGGGUCCCCGGCCAAGGGCUACGGGAAGACCAAGACGAAGGCCGAGAUGAGGGCCCGAGGAAAGGAUCUUCUCCAACGGCUUAUGGAGAAGGGUCUCAUGCCGUUGGCGGCGUUGGACGUGAUCCGCGGCUGGAUGAUUUUGGAGAUGAGCACGUCCUCUGAGGAGGAAAGGCGGGUCGUGAAAGCUGCGACCCAGAACCGCUUGGGUUACCACGAGGUGAAGCAGGCGCUGCUGGCGAUGUAUGAGGACCGGGGAAAAGGACAUAGCCGACCGUUUGCUGGAGGCGCCAAGGGAGCCUUCUACGGCGAGCUGGAGGACCCAGGCGACGAGUUCGACUAUGGGGAAGCGUGGUGGCCAGAUGACCAGUGGGGAUACUACCAAUAUGGUGACAAUGGCACUGGAGAAGAUGAUUGGGCCGAGGGCCCCGACCACGCUGACGAGCACAUUGAGGAGGAGAUCCCCGAGGACGAGACCAUAGCCCUCAUACAACAGGAGCAAAGAGAGUACGAGGAGCAGCGCCGCGAGCUGGAGCUGAUGAUGGCCGAGAACGACCGGAACCGCGCGGAAGCACGGAGAGCCGUGGCCCAAGCAGCCAAAGACCGAGGUUGGACCGGAACCGUCCAGCAGAAGCAGUACCGGCCAACAUCACAGUACAUGCAGAAGGGCAAGGGCCAAGGAAAACCCGGCAAAGGUAAAGGCUCCAAGGGAGCCAAGAUGGCAGAAGAGGCCCAUUGGGUCGCCGGGAAGAAGGGCAGCAAGGGAGGCCGACCUGGUUUCUCGAAGGGCAAGGGCAAACCGAUGACGGCCUGGAGCUACCACUUGGACAUGGGCGACCGGGUGCCGUCUGAGUUUUUCUCCACGUCCGAAGGAGCACCGCCAAAGGAAGGGACGGCCCUGAAGGACACUGAGGCUCUGGUGGAUACUGGAGCGACCUCCACUGCCGGAGGCAGUGAUGCCGUACAGAAACUGUGCGCGGCAAUUGCUGCGGCACAUCCUGGAGUGAAGGUGGAUAUCCAUUCCGUUGUGCGGCCAUAUUUCCGUUACGGCAGUGGGAAGUGGGGAAGGGCACUGUUCAAGGUCGUUUUGUCUCUAGGAGGCCUGAGUAUGGAGAUGCUUGCCUUGCCGAGUGAGGGGGUGCCCGUGUUGUUGGGGAUGAGAGAGCUUCGGAAGUUGAAGGCGGUGAUAGGAUGUGAGUCCGGAAGAUGUCUGAUAGCGGGGAAGCGAGUUCGCUUGAAGCAGACCCCAAAGGGACACCUAGUGAUCGACGCUGUAAAGCAGAUCUUCGGGUUGAAGGCACCUAGGGAGCCACCACUAGCACCGACCCUGCUGAAGACAUCCCCAACAGCCCGUACCACGAGUCGUCAUUGGGUACCCAAGCAGUAUGCCCCGAAGAGCCCUACGCCUUACCUUCAGCAACCUCGGAAGAGAGUGAUGUUCUCCAGUGAGCCCCCCGAGCACCAGUCGUACUUGCUAGAGUUGGAUUGUGAUGAAGUGGAAGCAGCCGACUUUGGGGAAGAGCAGUUUGCGUGUGAGUGUGAGGAGACCGAGGUGACUGAAGCACAGUACAUGGGCCUGAAUGACGAUGACCUGUGUUACGUGAAUUUCGGAGCCCUCCACCUCUGCGCCUUCGCGAACGACGCCAUGGCCACUUCGAGCAGCGCACUUACCGACGAGAUGAAGGCCGAGGUGAAGAAAGCCGUGCGCGAAGCGAUCAAGGAGACCAUGGCCGAAGGUGGAGGAGCGACUCGCGCCAAGGGCGCGAAGAGUCGUGGUGGCGUCAAGACCGAGUACGACGCCACGAGAGAGAUGAAAGGGGACGACCGCGACCCUCGAGCAAGUAUGGACGCGUGGCCGUGUCGAGGACGCCACCGGCUCGCGAACGGCGGGAACCGUUUUGGCAAGUGGACCGAAUGCCAGGUCUGCGGCUACCGCAGCAAGUACGUGCCGGCCAAGGACGCGCCCACGGAGUAUACUCACGUGAGCCUGCCUAUGAAUAUCACGGAGGCACUGAGCAGGCUGAGAGACGAGGGUCGAGAUCCCGAACUCCUGGAGGCCAAGGAUGUCAAGAAUAUGAUCACGAUCGUGGCCAAGGAGAAGCGCCUGAUGCACGGCAAAGCAAAGUCGAAGAGCGCUCCUCCGGCGAAGUACCAGCCUCGCCCACGUCGCCAGCUGGAGCCGCCCGAGUUGAUCGACAGCCAAGACGAGGGCUUCGACAGAGUGGAUCCCCCGACCGACGAGGAGGAGAAGGAAACGACUCCAAGGGAGUCGGGCAGGGAGGAGUCCCCAGAGGGACCCCAGGUGGAGCAGGAGGCGACAAUGAAGGUCGAGAGCCCCCAGGACGAAGCAGCAAGCGAUCCACCAACAAGCCAAGUACGCGCCGCUUCGGGGACUUCGACUUCGGCCGCCGAGGACUCUGCCGAGUAUGAGGAGCUCGAGUGGAUGGAAAACGAAGACGAUGUUUCGGAUGAGCUCAAGGAAUCGCUGCUUAGGGCGGCGGAAGAAUUCGAUGUGGCCACCAUUUUGGCGGCCUUGCGACCUUUGAACUUCUGGGAGGUCGCAGCAAGGACAGCCGGGAGUCUUGGAAGCGCUUGCGAGCAUCGUGGAAUGCGGGUGUGCAGUAAGACGCUUGGAGCAGGGUAUGACCUGGUCAAGCCGGGCGACCUGAAUCGGAUGAUUGAUGAGUUAUCGGUCGAGAGACCCUGGAAGAUAUGGUGCACGACUUCGGUUGUUUUGGACGGCCCUCCACCUUCGAGUGCAGCGGAAGCUGAGAACCUCAAGAAGAAGAAGAAGAAUAAGGUGAGCCGACAACUUGACAACCUGAACGUGCUCAUUGAAAGGGCCUUGAAGAACUCCGAGGGUCGCACCAAGGUGUAUAUCGAGAUGCCUGCACGGGCGGUCACGACCCUCUCAUCCAAGACCGUGAAGUACCUCAAGGAGACGAUCAUCAAGAAGCUGUCCGGACAUGUGUUUCACUCUACAAUUGAUGGGUGCAUGGUGGGAAUGAAGGAUGACCGGGGUCAUCCAAUGCGAAAACGAUGGAUCGUAAUCCACAACGACCCGGAGUUCCACCAGCAGUUUCACCUACACUGCGACGGGUCCCACGAGCACGCUGACUACAACAACCUCAGCGAGGACGAGAAGCGCCGCGUGGACACCGGGAUGCACCCCAGCCAAAUGGUUGAGAAACUGGCUCGGUUCUGGAAAGGACAGUACAUCCGGGAGAGGGAGAAGGACGAGGCGCCGAGCGUGUUUGCAGUCAUGAGGGAGAUGUCGCAGGACCCACAGCUUGCUACACCGGUGGAACAAGAGCAAGAGCCCACCAGCAAGAUGAAGGAGCAAGCGACAGGAAUGCUGACACGGCUGCACAAGGCGGCCGGACACCCGUCCAACAGAGCAUUGGCCCGCCUGUGUCGGGACCGUGGUCUACCAAACUGGGUGGUGAACAUUGCUCUGAACCUGCACUGCCAAGCCUGCCUUGAGACGAGAAGAGGGGAGCAGCUGAUUGUUCCACACAGCCUUGGAACGAAGCCCCAGCCAUGGCAGAUGAUUGGAAUGGACGUGAUGGAAUUGGUUUUCCCGCAGCAACGCCGGAAAGCCCGCUAUCUCUUGAUGAUUGAUCUGGUGAUGCGUUUCACCGCCAUCGAAGUCCUGUGGGAAGGUGCUAUGUCAGAAGCUGGCACGGACCCUGGAGAGAAGCUGGUGCAGAAGUUUGCCAGCAGCUGGCUGCAACACCGGCCCAAGCCGGAGUGGAUCAUGACUGAUCCACAAAGUUCGCUGUCACAAGGCAAGUUCGCCGACUUCUGCGGAGUUGUGGGCUGCGGCAUGGCUACAACACCAGGUGAAGCUCAUUGGCAGAAUGGGGCCGUGGAGAGCGCAGUGAAGUCAAUGAAGAAGACGAUGAAGCGUCUGCGCAACGAGGACCCCACGAUGUCAGCAGAACUUGUGGGACACCUGGCAGCAGCAGCCCAGAACAACGUCGAGACCGUCAAGGGUUUUACGCCAGUACAAUGGGCGUAUGGCAGCAAUCCGGCCGCGUGGGGAAAAACGGUGGACCCUUUGGUCGUGAACCGCGCCCAAGGGGAGCGGCCUGGAGAGUUCUGGGACAUGCAGCGAUGGCGGGAGAGAGCGGAAGAGAUGCACCGGCAGGAGCUGGCCAGGGAGACCUGGACACGCCUCCACAAUGCAGCGCCUCGACCGGUGCUGGAUUUCCAAGUUGGUGAUUGGGUGUGCGUGUGGAGAAGUUCUACCUUGAAAGCAAGGCGACAGAAAGACACCCUUAACAUCAAUCCGGAGCCACGCUUCAUUGGGCCCGGAAGAGUGGCCAUGCUGGAGCCACCCGUACAACCCGAGAGCAGAGUAUCUGUGGUGUGGGUGCUCAUGGGCAAGUCGCUCUGGAGAUGUGCGCCGGAGCAACUACGCAUGGCUUCAGAACAAGAAGUCGUGACGGAGCUCCUGGAGCGGGGUUCAGUGGUCACCUUGCCAGUGCAAGACGUGAUGCGUGGUUUGAAGCGGUUUGUGGAUGCCACUGGCCCAAAACCCCCUGAGUGGGAGGAAGGACUGCCAGAACGACCUGGAGAUGAAGGUGUCCCGGUGCCCGCAGGAGCCGGUCAGAGAGCGCAGCAACCUGCCGACUGGGAGAGGACGCUGGAGAAUGCAGCAGAUGAGUGGGGAGAUCGAGUACGAGAACAACAACAACAACGACGCACGUCUAUGAGAAGCAGAUCUCCGAACCGUCAGAGCGUCCAGGAGGCAGUCAUCCGCUGGCAGACACUGGAAAAGGUGAAUGCCAACAGGCGCCUGGAGGGAUUGCCACCCCUCAAGAGGAUGCCGGCAGAGAUUAAGAAGCAGGAGGUGCCUGACACCUGGGAGCUGGGUGUAGAGGACCGGCAGCUCAUACGGCACCAUAACGUGCCCCGUGAUCAUCUGUUCGUUCCGACGGAAGCGACUGGAAAGCGUACCACGAUCUGGACGGCUCCAGACGGAGGCUCCGGAAGCUUCAUUGAUGAUUUCCGCAAGAGCAGG